Messenger RNA from Bombus impatiens (common eastern bumble bee), 1294 nucleotides. RefSeq lists its product as uncharacterized. Gene Ontology annotation, biological process: positive regulation of voltage-gated potassium channel activity; regulation of synaptic transmission, cholinergic; sleep. The record is from RefSeq and is a predicted model, not a curated record. The coding region runs from base 119 to 580 and encodes 153 amino acids. NCBI's taxonomy places the organism in Eukaryota, Metazoa, Arthropoda, Insecta, Hymenoptera, Apidae. The transcript has 3 exons.
UAGUUCAUUAGUGGCGUUGUCGUUGUCAUAUGUAGGCGUGUUCAGUUGGAGUUACUAAUUGUUACGACUUGACGUGAGUUUCAAAGUUCUCGUAAAGUGAUCUUCAAUAUCUAAGAAAAUGGCAAACAAAACAAGUUUUCAUAUUUUAUUAAUAGUAUUAUUCGUUUUCUGUUGUAUUCAGCAAGGAUUAUCUAUCAAAUGCUGGGUUUGCAGAUCCGAUUCUGAUCCAAAAUGUGCAGAUCCAUUUGAUAAUACCACUGUACCCAUAACUGACUGUAAACAAGAACCUGACUUAGAGCAUUUGCCAGGUGUAAGGCCUACCAUGUGUCGUAAAAUUCGUCAAAAAGUCAACGGUGUAUGGAGAUAUUUUCGUAGUUGUGCGUAUAUGGGAGAACCAGGAAUUGAGGGGGAUGAAAGAUUUUGCCUUAUGAGGACAGGGACGUAUAAUAUAUUUAUGGAAUAUUGUACUUGCAAUAGCAAAGAUGGCUGCAAUGCAGCCUCGUACAAUCACAAAAGCAUAUUUACUUCAAUUAUAGCUUUAGCAAUUUCGUUAAGAUAUAUACUUGUUUAUACUUUAUAGUGUUGGCCAUGUCGACAGAGCUAACUAGACAAUAUAUAUUUGAACAUAUUUUUUUUACAACAUAAAGAUUCUCUUGUACUUACUAAUGCAACAUUCUUUUCAACAAUCAUAUGAUCUGAACUUCAGGGAAGUAGAAUAUUCCAGUUACAAAUUAGAUCAUACUCAUUCAAAAACCAUUUUGUACCAUUGAACAAUUCUUUUUUAUAAGUGUUUUAAAGUGCCUCUCUGUGCCUUACUACCUACCAAGAUGAUAAUGAACAAGGUAUUUUUAAGACAGUUUUUUAGUAAUAUAGAAUAUUGCAAAGAUACAUUUUUAUCUUUUCUCAGAGUAUUGCAAUUUUUUAGAGAAAUAUAUUUUUAUUAAUAUAGUAUAAUUUUUAAUCCAAGCACAUAUAUGCUUGUAUCAUACUUACUGUUUAAUUUAGACUUGGUUAGUACAAAAGAUUGAACAUUAUACCAAACAAAUGUAUUGAAUAGUGUUAAUAUUUAGCACAAUAUAAAUAAGACUGUAAAUUCUGUCUAUUAGAAACUUAUAAAUUUAGUAUUAGUAUGAUACGAUUGGGCCUUUUUGUAUUUUUGUAUGCAUUUUCUAGAAGUGGUUAACGUUGCCACAGAAAUAAAGCUAUGAUUGCUUGCAUAAUAUAUCAUUCCCUUAUAUAUGUUUUGUACAUGUGUAUGAUGAAAAAGAGAAUGAAUAAAGCGAUAUGGAAAACA